Messenger RNA from Ilex paraguariensis (yerba mate), 2682 nucleotides. The record is from the annotation of a GenBank genome assembly. NCBI's taxonomy places the organism in Eukaryota, Viridiplantae, Streptophyta, Magnoliopsida, Aquifoliales, Aquifoliaceae.
AUGGUGCAUCCUGGAGAUGCUGAAUGGUAUCCAUCAUCCACUAGCCACCCUGUUGGGAGCUUCCACGAUAUAAAUGGCAAAAGUACUAUUUUGACAUCUGUAUCAAACUAUGAUUAUAGUUUUCACCCGUCCACUAGUGCACCAGUUGUAGAAAAUGUAGUCCCCAAGCCUCUCCAUGGUCAUAUGACUCGGCAGGGAGACCUGGAUGAAGAGCAAAGACACAGUGGCCUGCAUGUGCAGGAUCCCGGAGUAUCAGUGAUGGAGGUGAAACUUAAGAGGGACAGCUCAAUCCACAAAAAGAAUGAUUUUAGCAAAGAUCAGUCUAUAGAAAAGGAAGUUCUAGUGAAGGAGGGAAAGAUGAAGAGAGAUUUAUCAAUUCCAAAAAUGAAUGAAUCUGAGAAAUUCAAGUCAUUAGAAAAUGAGUACAUUGUUUCUGUUGCCAGUUCUGCUGUAGACAUGGAAGCUCCUUUCUUGCCAACUAAAUUGAGUGUAAAGAACCAGGAACCUGUGAAGCAUUCAAUGCCUCCUGAAUCUUUGAAGGAAGAAAAAUUGAAUAAAAUAAAUGAAGAUGACCAUAUUUAUGCAUCUGGUGAUGCAUCUGCUGCGGGAUACGGCGACUCUGACGCUUAUCCCGAGGACUCUGGCAAUCCCGAACCACCAAUGCUUCCUCAGCGGUUUUUUCGUUCUGAACGAAUUCCUAGGGAGCAAGCCGGCCUUAACCGCCUGUCUAAAUCUGAUGAUUCUUCUGGUUCCCAGUUCUUGAUUAGUCAUGCACAUUCUGAUGGUUCACAGCAAAUCACAGAAGCAGUUGAUAAGUUGCGUGAUUUGAAUGUCGCUGCCCAGACAGACCGGUUUAUUUCUUCUGCUAAACCUGUGUCUACAAAUCUACAAACCGUUGAAGAUGGGCUAGGACAAUUUCAGAAGUCUAAAGAGAUAGCUGGUAAGAUCAAUGCGAACACCAAUAUUGAUGAUGGGGGUCUUGAGGCAAAGUUUCCGAAAUCUGAGCCAAAGCCUGCACUACGUACUGUUGUGGAUGACCAUGAUAUGGUGCAGGUUGGGAGUACUUACAAAGAUAAAGAAACAUCGAGGUCAAAUCUUCCUGCUACAAGCCGAGUACUUUCUGGUAAACAUGAAGAUUCUGCUUCUAGGCCAAAAGAGAUUCAUUGGGAUGAGAAAUCUACAGCUGUUUCUCAGGGGAAGCCAUCUGUUGGUGUUGGCUCUCCAGAGCAUGGAGACAUCCUUAUUGAUAUCAAUGACCGUUUUCCGCAUGAUUUCCUUUCUGACAUCUUUUCCAAAGCUAGAAUUUUGGAUGGGUCUGCUGGAAUUAGUCCACUGCACAGUGAUGGAACUGGCUUGAGCUUGAACAUGGAGAAUCAUGAACCUAACCAUUGGUCAUUCUUUCAAAAGUUGGCCCAGGAUUCUAUGAGAAAAGAUGUCUCCCUUAUGGAUCAGGAUCAUCUUGGUUUCUCACCUCCUAUAACAAAUAUCAAAGAAGGGGCUCCUGUGGAUUAUAGUUUUCCACCUUACAAGGCAGAUGGAGUUGCCCUGGAUCAUAUGGACUCCCGUGUUAGUUUUGAUUCCAGCACUCAGCAGCCGUCACUUGGUGUUGUUGAACCUAACACCAUGGAUCUGCAUUCAGAUUACAAUCCUUCUCAGACUUAUGACAAUCAAAGUGCACAGUUUGAUGGUCUGGUGAACCCAAGGAGACCUGAAUCUGGUUACGAGGAUGGGAAGCUAGAAGCUGAGAUUGGUCAACCUCUUGUCGAUCUUUCUCUGCGAGAUUUUGAUCCUAGUAGCUUGCAGAUCAUCAAGAAUGAAGAUCUUGAAGAGUUAAGGGAAUUGGGUUCUGGAACAUUUGGGACUGUUUACCAUGGAAAAUGGAGGGGAACAGAUGUCGCCAUCAAGCGAAUAAAGAAGAGCUGUUUCACUGGUCGCUCGUCAGAGCAAGAGAGACUGACUGUGGAGUUUUGGCAUGAAGCUGACAUUCUUUCAAAGCUUCACCAUCCCAAUGUGGUGGCAUUUUAUGGUGUGGUGCAGGAUGGACCAGGUGGAACGCUUGCCACGGUCACAGAGUACAUGGUGAACGGUUCUCUUAGACAUGUUUUGCUUAGCAAGGACAGGCAUCUUGAUCGUCGCAAGCGGCUCAUAAUUGCAAUGGAUGCAGCAUUUGGAAUGGAAUAUUUGCAUUCAAAGAAUAUUGUGCAUUUUGAUUUGAAAUGCGACAACCUGCUUGUGAACUUGAAAGAUCCUUUACAACCUAUUUGCAAGGUGGGCGAUUUUGGGUUGUCAAAAAUCAAAAGAAAUACGUUGGUUACUGGUGGUGUGAGGGGAACACUUCCAUGGAUGGCUCCGGAGUUAUUAAAUGGUAGCAGUAGUAAGGUUUCUGAAAAGGUUGAUGUGUUCUCCUUUGGCAUUGUCCUCUGGGAAAUUCUUACUGGUGAGGAGCCUUACGCGAAUAUGCAUUAUGGAGCAAUCAUAGGGGGUAUAGUGAACAAUACAUUGAGACCACCUGUCCCAAACUUCUGUGACCCUGACUGGAAAUUGCUAAUGGAGCAGUGUUGGGCCCCAGAUCCUGUGGUCCGCCCGUCAUUCGCUGAAAUUGCUGGACGGCUACGUGUGUUGUCUACUGCAGGCCCACCUAGACCACAUGGCUAUCCGGCACAGAACCAGGGAUCCAAGUGA